AGCGAACGAGUGUCUCCGGCCUUCCUUGCCUUUUGCUGCUGUCACAGUCAGCAGGAGGAAAGCGAAGGUGGAACACAUACACAUGACCAUACACAUACACGUAUACAUACACAUACACAUGCAUACACAUAGACACAUACACAUCACUCAGCAUUCGUCGUUGAUUCUCCCGCAGUUCUGACGGUAUCGGUACGGCGAGUCUUCACGGGCAGAGGCCUGAGGGCCAAACUCUUCAAACACGGGCCUGCAGCCACAGGCCCAGACGAGAAGCGAUGGAGGCCCAAGCAACGACAGCAACAGCGAAUGUUCACCUACAAGCUCCACGGCAGGUGCCGAGCCAACAGCAACCGCAACAGCACAGGUCGAGCACUUCGCCGCCUCCAUCUGCAGCGAACGCCGCAGCGCUCUCGUCCGGCACCGCAGCCACAUCGAAAUCCGCCUCGACACGCAGCAAUAGCAUCGCCUCAUCGACGGGAUGGACGCAUAACAGCCUCAGCCCUUCGGGCCGCGGCGGACACGACAGUCACGGCCAUACGCUCAGUCCGUCCAGCAGUCAUUCUGGCGUAGCCGCCGCGUUCGCGGAGAGUUGCAGCAGCAUACAGGCAGGCGGCAGCGGUGGCAGCAGUUGCUGCACGGCAGGCGGCGCCGUCACGAGGAGCAUGGACGGAAUGACGCCCUCGGCGGCAGGCGUGCGAUCGACGGCCAACGCUCAGACGGAUCAGCUGAGCUUCAAGGAGGCCAACGCCAGUCUCGCUAACGUGCUGAGCCUUGCAGAUAACCUGUCUGCCGAUCCGGGCAGUCUGUCCCACACUGAUCCGUCCUCGGAUCUGCUCGUCAAGGCCUUGUCAGACGAGGCCAGUCGGCGUGGAGCAGAUGGAGAGCAGGGACACGGGAAUUGGCGAGAGCGAGAACAGGAAGAAGACCAGCAGCAGCCAUCACGAAGCAGCUUGCAUCAGCAUCAGCACCAUCUCCCUAUAGCAAUGAGUCAGGCUGUCAAGCUGUCGCCCAAGGCAUCUUUGAAAGCCGAGGCUGCGCCCGCAGCGCUGGCAGACACGGCAUCCGAAGCGCCCGAACCGUCGUGGAGCCGCCCGAGUAGUGGGCCCGCGAGUGCAUACACCAGCCCAGCCGCCAAAAACUUGCCGCUGCACUCUCACCCAGAGGGACUGCAGGUGCAUGGACACGCAGGCCUAUCGCCCCCUUCGGGUUUAUCGACGACAAGGCUGUCCGCCAAGGGCUACCUGAUGGACACCGCGACCGCUGCAAGCGGCUCACCGCACGCGUACCAUCGCGCCAUGACGCAGCAGGCUACCGUCGCGCUGGGCCACAGCUGCGACGUUGCAGUGUCCUCCUCCCCCCCAGCUGGGCCCGCCGCGCCCUCCAUCGGCCUGCUCGGCUUUCCGAGCGCGUUGGGGCGCUUCGGCAGCGUGCCGCAUUCUACCUCCGCCUCCGCUGCGAACUCGGCGUCCGCCUCAGCCUCAGGGACGCCCGAUCGCAAGCUGACACCGAGCCAGUCCGGGCGUAGCACGCCCAGUCUCAGCGCGGCGAGCGUGUCGACGACUGCGCAGAUGCAACAGCAACAACAUCUCAUCGCGUCGCCGCGCCCGCAGCUGGUGCUCGAGACGCAUCACCUUCAACUGCAGACGCACAAGCCGAGCGGGCGCCGCAUGAUCAACCAGUACAUCAUCGAGGACGAGCUAGGCCGCGGCGUACAUGGCAAAGUACGAAUGGCAUGGGACACGGAGACGGGCGAACGCGUCGCGGUCAAAAUCGUUGAGCGGCAAUCACGCAAGCGACUCGGCGGCGGCGGGCAGGAGUGGUCUGCGCGCAUCGCUGCCAAACAGCGUGCAGCGACAGCCGUGGCUACCACGACAGCGCCUGCGCAGAUGCACAAAGACGACGCUACAUCAGCAGCGUCAUCGUCGGCGUCUCCGUCGUCUCCGCAGACUGGAAGCAUGGGCGGCGCGCCGGGCGACAAGGGCAAGGCGAGGGACAAUGAAGUAGACCCGAUCCAUGCGCACGUGCAGCGUCUGCGAGUAGGCGGCACCGAUAGCGGCGAGCAUGCCAGCGGCGGUGAAGACUCAGCCGACACGACCGUGCCGCGUCGGGCGCACUUUGCACUCAGCCCGCCCCGCUCGCCUGGCGCGGCGGCCGCGGCGCGCUUCGGGCCCUUGGAGCAUGGCCUGCCGACACGCGAGGAGAUGGCAGAGCAUGAGGCGCUGCGUAAAGAAAAGGCGGAGCGCGAGAAGGCGCGCAAGGCGCUGCUGUGGACAACGGACAAGAAGGUCAAGCGCGAGAUUGCCAUCAUGAAAAAAUGCCAACAUGAGAACAUCGUUCGGCUUCGCGAGGUCAUCGAUGACCCGCAGAGCAAGAAGAUCUUCAUGGUGCUUGAAUACAUGGCGGGAGGCGAAGUGCAGUGGAAGGACGAGCAGGGUAGGCCGACACUUACUGUGGACGAAGCGCGGCGGACGUUCCGCGAUGUCGUGCUCGGUCUGGAAUACCUGCAUUACCAAGGCAUCAUCCACCGCGACAUCAAGCCAGCGAAUCUGCUCUGGAACGAGGAAAAGCACGUCAAGAUCUCCGAUUUCGGCGUCUCGCACUACAGCUACGCCCUGCUCGUCGCCAGCGGCGGGCUACCGUCCAGCGGCUCGGGCGAGACCAAUGACCCGAGCCUGACGGACGACAGGGAGCUCGCCAAGACGGCGGGCAGCCCAGCGUUCUUUGCGCCCGAGCUGUGCCUCGCGGGCGAAGCGCCGUUGACGUCCAGCUCGCUCAAGGAGCGCGGAGGCAACAGCACCAGCACCAUCUCGCCCAGCCACGACCCUGUGCAUUCGGGCUUCCCAUUCAACAAUGGCCCGUCGAGCGGCGGCGCCACCGCCGCCAGUGCACCCGCGCCGCGUGGGCCCAAGAUCACCAAGGCGAUCGACGUUUGGGCGCUCGGCGUGACGCUGUACUGCUUGCUCUUCGGCGAGCUGCCAUUCACGGCACCGAGCGAGUUUGCGCUGUUCAACGUCAUCCCCAAUGAUGACUAUAAGCUGCCGGUGUACAUGGGCGCGGACAAUGUGCGCGUCGGGCCGCGCAAGCCGCGUGAGGAUGCGCGGCAGCUGCGGGACCUGAUAGACCGCCUGCUCGAGAAGGAUCCAGAGCAGCGCAUCAAGCUGGAGGCAGUCAAGAAGCAUCCCUGGGUCACGCGCGGCUUGCACGACGCACCGGCGUGGCUGAUCGCCACUGCGCCUGAA
This is a messenger RNA of Tilletiaria anomala UBC 951, 3236 nucleotides long. RefSeq names its product kinase-like protein. Lineage: Eukaryota; Fungi; Basidiomycota; Exobasidiomycetes; Georgefischeriales; Tilletiariaceae. The record is from RefSeq and is a predicted model, not a curated record. Gene Ontology annotation, biological process: protein phosphorylation. The annotation marks the transcript as partial. The transcript is spliced from 4 exons. Gene Ontology annotation, molecular function: protein kinase activity; ATP binding.